AUCUGUCAACCAAGGCAAGGCAGGUCUAAACUCAGAGCACCGCCCAUAAUCUUUGCUCGCAUUUUGCACCUGUCACGCGUCUUCCAGGCACUCUCAAAACACAUCAUCCUAUAGUGAGCAGACUCAUACCCGGGUAAUCACCUCUUGUGUCGCUCACCCCUCAAGAAAGGGCCAAGGAGACAUCUUAAAUGAAUAUUAUGCUCUUGAAAGGAAAACUCUUUCGCACUUUUCUGCGCUCUUUUCGUAAUCCGCCAAUGCAAUGACCCUGCGAACAACCUGAGUUUCAACAUCAAAGGCGUGAAGAUAUUGAGGAUCAAGGAAAAAUAUUUCAAAAAGAAACCAUCUUAAGAGCCCAAUUAACAUAUAUCAGAAGGACAUUUACAUAUGGUAUGUAUUUAAAAGGGUGGCAUACAGUAUCAGUAUCAGUACAAUAUCAGUACUAGAGCAUUCCGCUGAACAGAAUCGGUGACUAAAGGGAAUCCUAAACACCGUAGUCACAAGGAACAGUCAGAGAGAGAGAGAGAGGGAGCAUGUGUUAAGUAACGGACGCGGAUGUAAACACGCAGUAAGCAGCAAUCGUCUACUGCGCAAAGGUGUUUUCUCCAGACCGCUCCGGCUGAAGUUUCCUGAUCCGAGAGACGGCAACGAACGGCGCAUUUUGUGAUGGCUCCUGUUGGCGAAGUGGGAAGCUUCUUGCACGGUAUCGAAGGUUUCGGACACGUCGGAUCCCAUUUUGUUCUGACGCCCGCCGGGGAGAGUACAGCUCUGUUGGGCGAGCACCUGGUCCCGGCGGAGAGACUUUCCCGGAGUACCUCCGCGGAUUUAAUGCAUUUAAAGGGGAUUCUGCGUAGAAGACAGUUGUACUGUAGAACUGGAUUUCACCUGGAAAUACACCCAGACGGAACCGUGCAGGGGACGAGAAAAGACCACAGUCGAUUCGGUAUUUUGGAAUUCAUCAGUCUUGCAGUUGGAAUGAUAAGCAUACGAGGGGUGGACAGUGGACUGUACCUGGGAAUGAAUGACAAAGGAGAACUAUACGGCUCUGAAAAGUUAACAGCGGAGUGUGUCUUCCGGGAACAGUUUGAGGAGAACUGGUACAACACCUAUUCGUCCAACCUCUACAAGCACGGAGACAAGGGCGCCCGCUAUUUUGUGGCCCUGAACAAGGACGGUACGCCCCGAGACGGGACGAAGUCGAGGAGACACCAAAAGUUCACGCAUUUCCUCCCGAGGCCUGUGGACCCGGACCGGGUUCCGGAACUUUACAAGGAGGUCCUGGGACACAGCUGAGGGGCGGCGGUGGCGGCAGCUUAUUUUAUUUUCGGCGAAGGAUGAAUUGGUGCUGCAGUCCACGAGUUCCGUGGAAACAGGGAUGUAAGCGUGUUGUGGCUCCCCCCCGGUAGCGGGACAGAGGAGGGCCGAUGGCGGGAUAGCACGGGCGGGGAGGGGGGGCUCCCCUCCUGGGAGCAUAAAAGGAGUGCUCUCAGAAGCAGGAAGGACAGUCUAGAAUGUCAGGGUUCGAGCCGAGAGCCAGGAUCCCAGAGCCAGGAGGUCCUUUUCUGUUUGAGGCUGGUCUGUCGCUGCUCGGAGCUGUGGGUAAAGGCAAGGGGGGCGCGGAUUAGCUUCAGAGUUGCUAGCAUCGCCCCCAUGGAGCAGAGCUGUUAGCAUCGCCCCACAGAGCGGAGCUGCUAGCAUCGCCCCACAGAGCAGAGCUGCUAGCAUCGCCCCACGGAGCAGAGCUGCUAGCAUCGCCCCACAGAGCGGAGCUGCUAGCAUCGCCCCACAGAGCAGAGCUGCUAGCAUCGCCCCAUGGAGCAGGGCUGUUAGCAUCGCCCCACAGAGCGGAGCUGCUAGCAUCGCCCCACGGAGCAGAGCUGCUAGCAUCGCCCCACAGAGCAGAGCUGCUAGCAUCGCCCCCAUGGAGCAGAGCUGUUAGCAUCGCCCCACGGAGCAGAGCUGCUAGCAUCGCCCCACGGAGCAGAGCUGCUAGCAUCGCCCCAUGGAGCAGAGCUGCUAGCAUCGCCCCACGGAGCAGAGCUGCUAGCAUCGCCCCACAGAGCAGAGCUGUUAGCAUCGCCCCACGGAGCAGAGCUGCUAGCAUCGCCCCACAGAGCAGAGCUGCUAGCAUCGCCCCACGGAGCGAUGCUUCACCAGGAGGCAGGCCGAAGCCAGGCGAGGAAGGUGUGCAUGUCCGCAUUGGAGCGGAUUAGAGACUGUCGGAUUGUCUCUUUCUCUCUCUCUCUCUCUCUCUCUCUCUCUUUCUCUCUCCCUCCCCCUCUCUCUCUUUCUUUGAAACUAUAAUGUGAUGGGACAGUAUCACUGAUCGUGGACCAAGAGGAACUGUGAAGGAAUUACACUGCUGUGACAUCGUGUCUAACAGGGCUGUGUGGGUAAAAAAAAAAAAGCAGAAAGCGGUUGUCACACAUUUAUCAUUUCAAG
Molecule: messenger RNA, 2439 nt
Organism: Anguilla rostrata (American eel)
Lineage: Eukaryota; Metazoa; Chordata; Actinopteri; Anguilliformes; Anguillidae
Product: fibroblast growth factor 20-like
Exons: 3
Coding region: 664-1290 (208 amino acids)
Biological process (GO): cell differentiation; fibroblast growth factor receptor signaling pathway; positive regulation of cell population proliferation
Cellular component (GO): cytoplasm
Molecular function (GO): growth factor activity; fibroblast growth factor receptor binding
Source: RefSeq, a predicted model, not a curated record